AUGCCCGAAGUACCAGAAGUCCCUGCCUUUAAUCUAACGGAAUUGGACCACAAGCUCCUGGCCAUGACCGACGAGGAGUACGUAUACCACGACUGGGAAGACCUAAAAAGCAUCAUCGCACGAAAUGACCUCGGCGCACUCAAGCGGAAGCCUUCCGAUCUCCGCCGGUACCUGGCCUGGACACAAGAGACUAAAGUCCAGUAUGGCACGAUCAUGAAUUAUAUUUGCCAGCGGCGAUUAAAGUGGGAUUUGCCGCUGAACACUGCCAGCGGCACUGGCUCCGCGGUUAUCCAGCAAAGCGGGACAGCGACCUUCAAGAACCCGCGUCCCUUUGCCGAUCCCGAGGACUACAAGAUCCUCCGCAAUGACUGGCCCUAUGGCCUCACCCCCGGAAUCUCACAUCUUGUCGUGUGGCUACGCACUCCUAUCCCCGUACAAUCCGAUGAGGGCCAUUUGACCGAUGAAUCUCGUGCAAUCAUCAACGGUUUUGUUCAAAAGACUUUCGUGCACCGAUUGGCUAAGGAUCCCCAAAACUUCUCGGACCCUGACUCCCAUGUGCUAUGGUUUAAGAAUUGGGUUGGCCUACAGAGUGUGCGGGCCUUGGAGCAUGUCCAUAUUUUGGUCCGUGAUGUCCCCGAGGAUAUCAUAUUCGAAUGGGUAAACGAGUGA
This is a messenger RNA of Penicillium roqueforti, 669 nucleotides long. Its product is annotated as GIG1 family protein. Gene Ontology annotation, cellular component: cytoplasm. The record is from RefSeq and is a predicted model, not a curated record. Gene Ontology annotation, biological process: N-acetylglucosamine metabolic process. Bases 1 to 669 code for a protein of 222 amino acids. The transcript has 2 exons. NCBI's taxonomy places the organism in Eukaryota, Fungi, Ascomycota, Eurotiomycetes, Eurotiales, Aspergillaceae.